AUGUUUGUUGAUCUAGAUGAUCGCAUCCGCCAGGAUCUUCUGUUCCGCCUGCGCUGGAACAUCUCGGCCACCUUAGAGCAUAUCGAAAUCACAAUUGGUCCCCACGAUCAGACCACAAACGUUUUGUUCCUCGGCCAUCCUCUUGCGGACGAGUCCCUUGCCGAUCCACCGCUGAGUCGCAUCCAGGUGGGUAUUGAUGUCUGUGAAGACAAAUACGCAGAGGAGCAGCGAUAUCUCGACAAGGGCAUGAACUACCCGUAUCAAUACCAGCCACCAGCCCGCCUGACAAUCGACAAUGAGGAUGGGAGCCCAAUCACGUUGGGUCAGUUUGUUGCUCAAACCCACGCAUACCUGAACUACAACAGGGAAGCGAUUAUAAAGGUCAUAAGUGAAACAUAUGGGGAGGUGUUCAAGCAAGCUGAUGGUAGUGUGCGUCGAGUGAUGACCUGCGGACACCCGGUGACUCUGCCUAAAGAUAUUGGAAUCUAUGUCUCGCGAAUCUGGGUUGUGGCUAAGAAUGACGAGGUUUCAUUCAGUGUGUGUUUGCAUGCCGAGGGCGAGGCCGGGAGGCUUCUUAAACAGCUUUGGGCGGGUCGGUUGACUCAAGUUCUCUGGCAUGAGCAAAAGCGUCAGGCCUAG
Messenger RNA from Dothidotthia symphoricarpi CBS 119687, 639 nucleotides. RefSeq lists its product as uncharacterized. The coding region runs from base 1 to 639 and encodes 212 amino acids. The record is from RefSeq and is a predicted model, not a curated record. The transcript has a single exon. Lineage: Eukaryota; Fungi; Ascomycota; Dothideomycetes; Pleosporales; Dothidotthiaceae.